Molecule: messenger RNA, 228 nt
Organism: Sclerotinia borealis F-4128
Lineage: Eukaryota; Fungi; Ascomycota; Leotiomycetes; Helotiales; Sclerotiniaceae
Source: the annotation of a GenBank genome assembly
AUGGAUUUCAAUCAUUUCUCUUCAGAGUCAGAAUUCAGAAUUAUCAUCACUAACAAUGAAGAAACCCUUGAAGAAAUGGCACAAGCAAAAGCGAUAAUGGAACUGUAUAAUGAUAUACGAGAAUUACAAGCAACACACAAGGAAGAGCUUGCUUCCAUGAAAGAGACGUACAAGGAAAAGCUUGCUUCCAUGCAAGGAAGAGCUUGCUUCUAUACAAGAGAUGUAUGA